UACAAGGCCAUGCUAAGCAAUCCUAUUUGCCUUUCCAAAAUCCUCUACAACGAAACCAACUUCGCCAAACGUCGUCAUGUCGGUUUACCCAACUCAAGAUGCCUUCUACGGCGCCGUCGGAAGCGCAGAUGAAUAUCCAAGUGCCAGUUUGAUCUUCCGUGACACACAAAGCUCAAAUGUCCAUGAAGAUGAAGAGCUCAUUGCCAACUUUGACCUGGAUCUUCUGGCAGCCGAACUGUGGCCUGAGUCGAGCGUUGCGGGAGCAGCAUCCGACUCGGCGUCUCGUGAAGGAGGCCUUUUCAGUGCCACAUCUCUCUCUUCGCAAGACGAGGAUUUCUUGGGUCUUGGUGCUGUCAAUCCAAAUGACAUGUUCAGCAGUGGGAUGCAACCGUCAUAUCCAUCGUCUCACAACACAGAAGGAUAUGAUCCUUAUCAGUAUUGCGAGCAACAGGCUACCUCCUCUUAUUCUCAUCAGCCACCGUUGGACCUUUCUCAGUAUGACGCCAAUUUGGGAGAAUCUUUUCAGCAAAUGAAUAUUUCUCAGUCAUACGAUCAGCAUUCUGGAUAUGCUUAUCAUAAUGAUCAACAAAUGGGCAUUUAUCAGCAACCUUAUCAACAAUCGGGCAUUUCUCUCGACUGGAACCAACAGUUUAAUGUCCUCCAAAGCCAAGAAGGUGUAGCUACUGCUGGUGUGUCUGGAAGUGGCACUUCAAAGAAACGGAAAGGCUAUCGACAUCGGCAUCAGCGUCAGUUCCUCAGUAGCGCUGAGCAACGAGAACAGCGGUCCCGCGUGCUCAACAACGAGGCUUCGGCCAUUUACCGAAGGAAGAUGCGCGAUCUGCACGACAAAGCUCGCACGGAGCUGGACGGCCUUGAGCAGAGGAACCAGCAACUCACGCAGAGGUUCCGCCUCCUGCAGAAGUUCUGCUCCGGAUACAGGGCUCGCUUGGAGGCUCUCGGCGUGCCAGCAACAAACAACUUUUGAC
Messenger RNA from Penaeus vannamei (Pacific white shrimp), 986 nucleotides. RefSeq lists its product as uncharacterized. NCBI's taxonomy places the organism in Eukaryota, Metazoa, Arthropoda, Malacostraca, Decapoda, Penaeidae. The record is from RefSeq and is a predicted model, not a curated record.